CGUCGGACCGCGAACAACCUUAGCACGGAUGUUAAACUGUUAUGAUGUUGUGUAAAAAAACAGAAUAAAUAUUCAUUUCAGAUGAGGGAGAUGUUUGUAAUCCGAACAUUUCUGUCGUCGGUCGUGAAGACAGCAGCUCAGCCCGCGGCUCGGCCCGGGCUGCUCCGCCGGCCCCGGCUCGGUUCCCUCCCGGCCCCGGAGCCGCGGUACCUGCAGUGCACCUGCUGCUGGAGGAGCCGGGUUCCUGCGGCCGGGUUCGAGGCCCUGGACGGGGUCGGGGUCGGGCCUCUGGACGGGCCCGGGGACGGGCCCCUGGACGGGCCGCUGGACAGCCGCUACACGGCCGAGCAGAGGGACGCCAUCCUGCGGCUGCUCAACACGGCGGCGCCGGCGCAGCUGGCCGGCAUCAAGCUGCUGCGGGGGAAGAAGUCCCUGAGCAUCGUGGAGUACCGGAGCAAACACGGGCCCUUCACCAGCCUGGAGAGCCUGGUCAACGUGCCGCUGCUCAAGCACAAGAGCGCCGUGGUCGUGUUCGACUCCAUCCUCAACCCGGUGCAGAAGGGCAGGAAGGUCCGGAUCCAGCUGGCCAAGUUCAUCCGGCCCGAGGUGGACCGGUCCUGGCUGGAGGACGCCGCCUCCAUCGUGUCGAUCGUCUGCGGCACCAACAAGAUCGCCUGGGCGCACGUGGACCGAGGCAUGAUGCUGCUGGACUGGCAGCAGCUGCACUGCCCCAACUUCCUGAAGGGAACCUACCUGGCGUCGGCCUACCUGCACGACAUCUCCUCGGUCGUCUCCGUCCUGCCGCCGGCCGACUUCUACCUGAUCGAGAAGCCGUCCAUCUCGGUCCAGAACACGGCGCUGUUCCCCGUCAUGGCCCACAUGCGGGCGGUGGAGGCCAUGCUGUUCGCCCUGCUGGAGCCGCGGGUGGGCCCGGCGGGCCCGGAGGCCCGGGACGCCCCGGAGGACCGGCCCGAGCCCAACCUGCCCCCCCGGGUGCUCAACAUGAUGCGGACGGCCGUGGGCCGCCACUUCGGCCUGAUGGUGGGCGAGGCCCGGACCAGCGGCGCGCAGGCGGUGCGGCAGCUCAUGACCGAGUCGGUGACCCAGAACCUGCCGCGGGUCCGGUUCCCCCAGGAGCUGCUGGUCAAGUACCGGAACCACUUCCAGAUCGGCAGCCGGCGGGCGGGGGACGAGCUCUGCGACGCGCUGCUGCAGGCCGUGGCGUUCUACGAGCUGCUCAGCCAGUCCAACUCCUCCUAGCCCAGAACCGGCUCCGUUCUCCCCACUCUGGACUUCCGGGAAACGACCCGACGGACUGGACUCGUUUCACCCCGACUGGUGUGUUUAAACACAGACAUAAAUACGUAGACGCCCCACGGAGCUGCUGCGAUACGUCAACGACGCCGCCAUAUUGGAUGU
Molecule: messenger RNA, 1419 nt
Organism: Cololabis saira (Pacific saury)
Lineage: Eukaryota; Metazoa; Chordata; Actinopteri; Beloniformes; Belonidae
Gene: tefm
Product: transcription elongation factor, mitochondrial
Exons: 4
Coding region: 82-1260 (392 amino acids)
Biological process (GO): mitochondrial transcription; transcription elongation by mitochondrial RNA polymerase
Cellular component (GO): mitochondrial nucleoid
Molecular function (GO): nucleic acid binding; DNA polymerase processivity factor activity
Source: RefSeq, a predicted model, not a curated record